Linum trigynum is the source of this 1467-nucleotide messenger RNA. NCBI's taxonomy places the organism in Eukaryota, Viridiplantae, Streptophyta, Magnoliopsida, Malpighiales, Linaceae. The record is from the annotation of a GenBank genome assembly.
AUGGUUUCUCAUUCAUGGCUUGUUAUGUUCAUAAUUGCUGCAACUCUCUCAACAAUUUGCAGAACGGUUGAGUCAGCAUAUGAAGCUGAUAGGAUUGUGAAGCUGCCAGGGCAGCCAGAGGUUAGCUUCCAGCAGUAUGCAGGUUAUGUGACUGUUGAUGAGACCCAGCAGAGGGAACUUUUCUACUACUUCGUGGAAGCUGCAACAAAUUCCACUUACAAGCCUCUUGUUUUGUGGCUUAACGGAGGACCUGGGUGCUCUUCAGUUGGAGCUGGAGCUUUCUCCGAACAUGGCCCUUUCAAGCCGAAUGCUGCAGGGGUUCUGGUAAAAAAUGAAUACAGUUGGAACAAAGAAGCAAACAUGUUGUACUUGGAAUCCCCAGCAGGAGUUGGCUUCUCAUAUUCUGCCAAUGCCUCUUUCUAUAACAUGGUUAAUGACUCCAUAACAGCAAAAGACAACUUGGCCUUCCUACAACAAUGGCUACUCAAGUUUCCUGAAUACAAAACCAGAGAUCUUUUCAUCACCGGAGAAAGCUAUGCUGGACACUAUGUCCCACAGUUGGCACAGCUAAUUGUGGAGUCCAGAUCAAAUCUCAGUUUCAAAGGCAUCGCUAUAGGGAACCCAUUGUUGGAGUUCGACACAGAUUACAACGGGCAAGGAGAGUACUACUGGUCUCACAGCUUGAUAUCGGACCAGACAUAUCACCUUCUGAAUACCUUAUGCAACGUCUCCCGGAUCAACAGAGAAGGCUUGGCGUCGUCGGGCAACUUUUCCAAGCCAUGUGAAAUCGUUAUAGCCCAGAUUAGUGCAGAAUUGCCCAGCCAAAACUUGGACUACUAUGAUGUCACUUCUGAUUUCUGUUUGUCAGAUGGUGAAUCACAAUUUGGUUCCCAGGAGCAGCACUCUUUGUUAGCUUCUCGUUUCCAUCCAGUUUCAUCCCUUAAAUCCAAGCAAAGUGGUGUCAGAAAGCAGGAAGCUGGUGGGGAGUCAAUAGACCUUUGCAUACAAGAUCAUACGGAGAAAUACUUGAAUAGGAAAGAUGUUCAAGAAGCUAUGCAUGCCAAGCUUGUCGGCGUCAAUAACACUUGGAGUUUCUGCACCUCAGAUAUAAAUUAUGACUACUACAAUCUGGAGAUUCCAACAAUUGGGGUGGUGGGUGCGUUGGUGGGAUCGGGGAUUCGAGUGCUAAUCUACAGCGGAGAUCAAGAUUCGGUCCUCCCAUUCAUUGGAACGAGGAUUCUGGUGAAUCGUUUGGCAACAGAGAUGGGGUUGAAUACAACCAUACCAUACAAGGCAUGGUUUGAUUAUGACAAACAGUUGGGUGGAUGGACACAAGUCUAUGGUGAGAACAAUAAGUUGUCAUUUGCAACAAUCAGAGGAGCCUCUCACCUAGCUCCAGCCUCCUCGCCGAAGAGAUCGCUCGCAUUAUUUGCAGCCUUUGUUGCUGGGAAACCAUUGGCAGCUUGA